Messenger RNA from Salvia hispanica, 1089 nucleotides. It is a transcript of the gene MYB80, whose product is annotated as myb domain protein 103. Lineage: Eukaryota; Viridiplantae; Streptophyta; Magnoliopsida; Lamiales; Lamiaceae. The record is from RefSeq and is a predicted model, not a curated record.
UCCAAUCCCCACAUCACUUUUUUCCAGCAACAAACUACCUGCUACACUUUCAGGAUUAAAUAGGCCGAGAUGGGCCGCGUUCCCUGCUGCGAGAAAGACAACGUCAAGCGUGGCCAGUGGACGCCCGAGGAGGAUCAGAAGCUCUCUUCUUACAUCGCCCAACACGGCACCCGCAACUGGCGCCUUAUUCCCAAGCAUGCUGGCCUUCAGAGAUGCGGGAAGAGCUGCAGAUUACGAUGGACUAACUACCUCCGCCCCGACCUCAAACAUGGUCACUUCUCCGAAGCUGAGGAGCAAACUAUUGUCACUUUGCAUUCCGUUCUUGGAAAUAGAUGGGCUGUGAUAGCUGCGCAGCUUCCGGGGCGCACGGACAACGACGUGAAGAAUCACUGGAACACGAAGCUGAAGAAGAAGCUCUCCGGGAUGGGGAUCGAUCCGGUGACCCACAAGCCCUUCUCCCAUCUCAUCACGGAGAUCGCGAUGCUGCCGCCGCCCCAGGCGCCGAAUCUGGCGGAGGCCGCCCUGGGCUGCUUCAAAGACGAGAUGCUCCACCUCCUCACCAAGCGCCGCAUCAACAUAGAGCUCCAGCAAUACGACAGCGGCGGCGUCCCAGCCAGCGUCAAGCACGAGGAGACCAAAGACGAGACAGUCGAGAAGAUCAAGUUCGGAUUGUCCAAGGCCAUCAAAGAGCCGGCGGCGUUGGACAAGCCGUGGGAGCCCGUCGGAGCCACCUCGGGCUACAUCGGAGGAGUGUUCGGCUCGGACAACGGGUUCCACUACGAGCUCGCGUCUCUGGACAACGAGGCCGGGGCGUCGCCGUGGGGGCAGAGCAUGUGCAUGGCGGGAGACGGCGCCUUGCAUGAGAAGGUGGCGGAGGAGGAGCACGGCGGCGAGGACUCCGGGAGUAGGAAGGAGACCGGAAAUGGGGAGAGCAUGUUCAACUCCGAGUGUUCGUUGUGGGAUUUGCAGUCUAAUGAUUUGAUGAAUCCUAUGAUUUAAUCUCUGAGAUUAUAAUUGAGAUAAAAAGUAAUGUGAGGGAUAGAGUUCAAAUUUGUGGAUGAUUGAAAAUUUAAAUGUCGAUCCUCCAAA